Molecule: messenger RNA, 2316 nt
Organism: Betta splendens (Siamese fighting fish)
Lineage: Eukaryota; Metazoa; Chordata; Actinopteri; Anabantiformes; Osphronemidae
Product: tubby protein homolog
Exons: 12
Coding region: 586-2253 (555 amino acids)
Biological process (GO): protein localization to cilium
Cellular component (GO): cilium
Source: RefSeq, a predicted model, not a curated record
CCUCUAAAAAUGAAGGGUAGCGCAAUAUGCUUAGACUUAAACUAGCAACCUUAAAAAAAUAUAUUAUUGUAAGUCAGUGUAUUUUCACUGAUGUUCAUGAAGCUCUGGAGUGACGUCCCUCAUACAGAUAAUGAUAAAAGAGAAGAGUUCUUCAUUAUUACCAGAUGAUACUGGGCCUAUCCGAAAAGUGAUGCAGGUGACAGAAGCAGGGCAAACCCUUCCUGUUUGUCUGGCCUCACAGCAGCUCAGGCCUUAGCGUCUCAAUAAGACAGCCAAUGAAAUAACCCGCCUUGACCGUGGUGCUGCUCGUCUACUGAGCUGUGCUGUGUAGUUUAAGAACAUUAUCCCCUUGUAAUCCACUUUGCCUUCUGCUGCACGCAGGUGGACAGACUGUCAGAUAGAGCUGGGUCCCACAGCCACACACACGCACACACAAACACACACCCGCUUCCCUGCUCGGUCGCUCCUCUUGUUCUGGAAAAUGAGCCUUUUCUCAUGCUGUUUCUUGCCUUUGACCUCUUGUUUCUAUUAUUUUUAAUUUUCUAUCGCGAUCGCGCUAAUUAGCGAGGAUUUUCUUCUUCCGACAUGGAGGAGCCAGAUAUACGACAACAGAAGCUGGAGAACCAGCGAACCCUGUUGAUGAAAAAGCAGCAGAAGAAGAGAUCUGACGUUCAGAUGGUGGUCGCUAACCGAGACACUCGCCAAAAAACCCGUAAGCACAAAGCUGCCUGCUCCGAUGAAACACCUCUGUUAAUCAGCCAGUCCAUGAGCAACGCUUCCCUGACCGAUCAAGUUGAACAUGCCCAUGACAACCCAGUGGAUGAGAUUACCCUGGAUGAGAGCGACGUGACAGCAGGCGUGAUGUCAGAGGACCUGGCUCCAGAGAGGCCCGUUACUCCCAAAACCAUGGACCUGGGGGUCGACAACGAAGCAGAGGUCACGUGCGACGGAGGCGGCGACGCUCACGUCGAGGGGAAGAAGACGAAGAAGAAAGACGUGAAAAGGGGAAAUGUCAAGCAGGCCGGAGAGAACGAAGACAAAGAUAUGGAGAGAAAAGAGAAAAAGACCAAGAAGAAGGGCAAAGUGAAGGAAUCUGAAGACGCGCAGAGGACGAACAAGACGACCAAACAGGAGCGGAAAAAGAAACACCUACAGGAGGAGGCUGGGGCCCAGGAGCCAGAGUCAGUGGAGACAGAACCUCUGAAGAAGAACACAUCAGACGAAAGCGAUGACAAAGAGGAGGACGAGCCCCAGAAACCGGACCUCCAGCCCAAGAAGAAGAAACAACUGGACACAUCCAGGUGCCAAAUAAGCGACGAGAGCAAGGACGAGGAAGGUCGCGUCGCGGAGAGGAAGGAGAAGAAGAGCAGCAGAUCGGAAAAGACGGCGUCCAGCCUAGCGUCGCUCAACUCCAACUACCGGCGGAGCUCCUCCACCGCCAGCGAGGCCGACGAAAGGCCAACGUCUCCCAUUUCCGUGGAGGACCUGGAGAAGUUCGCUCUGCGUCCGGCACCCAGAGAUGUGACCAUCCAGUGCAGGGUCACCAGGGACCGCAGGGGCAUGGAGAAGGGCAUCUACCCCACCUACUACCUCCACAUGGAGAGGGAGGACGGAAAGAGGGUGUUCCUGAUGGCCGGGCGAAAGAGGAAGAAGUGCAAAACGUCCAACUAUCUCAUUUCCACUGACCCCACAAACCUGUCCAGGGAAACAAACUGCUACAUAGGAAAACUAAGGUCCAAUGUUCUGGGCACAAAGUUCACGGUUUACGAUGGAGGAGAAAACCCGGAGAAGAAGCCCUUCAUCAAAGAGUCGGACUCCGUUCGGCAGGAGCUGGCGGCCAUUUGCUACGAGACCAACGUGCUGGGCUUCAAGGGUCCGAGGAAGAUGACGGUGGUCAUUCCCGGGAUGCUGGAGAGCAACGAGCGGGUGUCCCUUCGGCCAAAGAACGAUCUGGAGACUCUCCUGGGCCGACACGCCAGCGGCAACACGGACAAACUGGUGACCCUGGUCAACAAAUCCCCGAGCUGGAACGAGCAGUCUCAGUCCUAUGUGCUCAACUUCCACGGCCGCGUCACUCAGGCCUCGGUCAAAAACUUCCAGAUCGUCCACCCUGACAACGACGAUUACAUCGUGAUGCAGUUCGGCCGCGUGGCCGAGGACGUGUUCUCCAUGGAUUACAGCUACCCCGUGUGCGCCCUGCAAGCCUUCGCCAUCGCGCUGUCGUCCUUCGACGGCAAGCUGGCGUGUGAGUGAGCCGCCGGCGUGCCUCGACCCCCCGCCGCAGCCCUGCGACAGAUAGAAGCGUCCAGCUCAAUU